This is a messenger RNA of Staurois parvus, 354 nucleotides long. Lineage: Eukaryota; Metazoa; Chordata; Amphibia; Anura; Ranidae. The record is from the annotation of a GenBank genome assembly.
AAUAAAUACAUCCAUGACAUUUCCUUGCUACUAAAUAUUCCACAGUCAACUGUUAGUGGUAUUAUAACAAAGUAAAAGCAACUGUGAAUGACAGCAACUCAGUCACAAAAGUGGUAGGCUACGUAAAAUGACAGAGCGGGGUCAGUGCAUGCUGAAGCGCACAGUGCGCAGAAGAAGUCACCAACUGUCUGCAGAGUCAAUAGCUAAGGACCUCCAAACUUCGUGUGGCCUUCAGAGAGCUUCAUGGAAUGGUGGAUUUCCAUGGCCGAGCAGCUGCUUCCAAGCCUUACAUCAUCAAGUGCCAUGCAAAGUGUCAGAUGCAGAGAUGUAAAGCACGCCACCACUGGACUGCAG